UUCCGCUUCCCCUCGGCUUUCUUCUCGUCGGUGUCCGCGGCCGGUCUAGGACCGAGUCCCCGCGGAAGCGGCGGCGGCGGCGCCAUGGCGGAGCUGACGGCCCUGGAGAGUCUCAUCGAGAUGGGCUUCCCCAGGGGACGCGCGGAGAAGGCUCUGGCCCUCACAGGGAACCAGGGCAUCGAGGCUGCGAUGGACUGGUUGAUGGAGCAUGAAGAUGACCCCGAUGUGGACGAGCCUCUAGCGACUCCCCUAGGACAUAUCCUGGGACGGGAACCCACCCCCUCAGUGCAGAGCGGCCCUGAAGGUCCUGACCGAGGACCUGGUUCUGCAGCCGGAGAAGGCAAACCCGUUUUGAGUGAAGAGGAAAAACAGGAACAGACUAAGAGGAUGUUGGAGCUGGUGGCUCAGAAGCAGCGGGAGCGCGAAGAGAGGGAGGAACGGGAGGCAUUGGAACGGGAACGGCAGCGCAGGAGACAAGGGCAAGAGUUGUCAGCUGCACGACAGAAGCUACAGGAAGAUGAGAUGCGUCGGGCUGCUGAAGAGCGGAGAAGGGAAAAGGCUGAAGAGUUAGCAGCCAGACAGAGAGUUCGAGAAAAGAUUGAAAGGGACAAAGCAGAGAGAGCCAAGAAGUAUGGCGGGAGUGUGGGUUCUCAGUCAUCCGCGCCAACCACAGAGCCAGGGCCUGUUCCGUCCUCUCCCAGCCAGGAGCCCCCCACCAAGCGGGAGUAUGACCAGUGUCGCAUACAGGUCAGGCUGCCAGAUGGGACCUCACUGACCCAGACAUUCCGGGCCCGGGAGCAGCUGGCAGCUGUGAGGCUCUAUGUGGAGCUGCACCGAGGAGAGGAGCCUGGAGGGGGCCAGGACCCUGUGCAGUUGCUCAGUGGCUUCCCCCGGCGGGCCUUCUCAGAGGCCGACAUGGAGCGGCCUCUGCAGGAGCUGGGACUUGUGCCUUCUGCUGUCCUCAUUGUGGCCAAGAAAUGUCCCAGCUGAGAGGCCUUUUUUCCACCAUCCCUCUCUGACCUCUUCAUCUUUGUUAAAGCACUGACAUCUCCUUCCUAAUAAAUAGACCCUCUCAGUUCUGUA
Messenger RNA from Talpa occidentalis (Iberian mole), 1083 nucleotides. It is a transcript of the gene UBXN1, whose product is annotated as UBX domain protein 1. Bases 85 to 990 code for a protein of 301 amino acids. The transcript is spliced from 10 exons. The record is from RefSeq and is a predicted model, not a curated record. Lineage: Eukaryota; Metazoa; Chordata; Mammalia; Eulipotyphla; Talpidae. Gene Ontology annotation, molecular function: protein binding.